AUGCACCAGUUUUGUGAAUCUCUCCCUCAGUUGGUGCGCUGCAUUCGAGACUGGCGCAAGAAGAGGAAGUCUCGGCUGUCGCGCAAGUUUCUCAGGCAGCUGCCAACUACAAAGUACAAGAAGGGAGACAUAUACGAGACGUGCGCCAUCUGCCUUGAGGAUUAUGUUGAAGGGACAAGCUGCGCAUUUUGCUUGUGCACACGAAUAAAAGUCCAUUGCCCUGCACGGCAUAAACCAAACUCGAAAGAAGAAACAGAUGACAAACAGUCGCAGCCGGUGAAUGGUGGCAUUGUCUUCUGCCUUCCAAGUUUAGUGGCCAUUCCAUACCCACUGCAAGUGCAUCAAGCCAUGGCGCUGCACAACAAGGGUACAUGUCCCCAUCUGGCGAAACGCAAGGUGGUCCUUCCAGGCAUGACCCCAACUCUGACUCGGAAGGCGAAGACGGAAGGGACCCAAUGCCACAGAGCGCACACCACUGCUGGCAGGGCUCCGGGUGGCGGCGGUGGCGGACGUUCGGAUAGCUCACCGUCGCUGUUUCGCCAGCCAACAGAGGCUACACUCGCCGUACGGGGCUCCGCUAAUCGCCCCAUUAUUCACACGGCGAGCUUCCACCACGAAGACAGUGGCAUGCCGACUAGUAGCUCAUGCCCAACACACGUGAGCACGGCACAUUCCCUGAACCGCGACGUUGACAGCAGCAGUAUCAGCAGUGGCGCCGAAGAUGAAGUGCAGGUCAGGCCUAGCCAGUCUGCAAGUACACAAGGUGAAAGCCAGCACCACUUGCGGUUGUAGCACACACACCGAAAGGAUAGGAGUUGGCCUUUAGUGGGCAGGGCAGUUACCACGGUAGUUUCGUACCUUUUGGAGUGUACUUUUUUUCGCACAACAAUAACUGCUGUCAUUCUCGCGAGCGGUCCAUCUGUCUGAAAGUUGGGCUAGUUUGUACAUUUGCUUGUCAGGUGGUUCAAAGAUGACGCAGACGCAAGGUUGUUGUGUGUCCCGUUUGCUUGUGUCUGUGUCUUCCUUGUGCUUUAGUUUUUUGACAAGCGGUAUCACGUUUGCAGUGAUUUCUCUGUCACUAACGCUUAAAUGGUUUGUAAUUUAUGAAAACACUGCAGACACUACGUGUGAUUGGAAGUGCAGUAUUGAAAUCAUGUUGGUUGUUGUGGAACAAAAGUGCACACCUCAAGGUUUAAAAUCCUAGUACGGUUUAGGGGAGCCAUAUAGAAUUCUCAAACACCAACUUGAUAGUAAUACAUCAAUGUAUGGGGUAUGUACCUGUAUAUUUGCCUCUGUCUGCGCACUUGUUUAGCAGACACAAAAGGAAACUGGACUGCACUUUUUGCCAAGUCGGCUGCUUGCAGUCAGUCGGGCUGUUGGAAUGUGUGUGCUUUCCACAGCCGAAAUUUUAAUUUUCGCCUAGCCCCAUUUGACAACUGUACUGCUUCACACUUCGCUUGUGUGUGAUGUCUCUAGGUAAUCUCGAGAAAUGGUCCUAGUUCGCCUUAGUAAAUGUAGGUGGCGGGUGCUGUCUAAGUAUUACUGAUGCAGCCGUGCAAUAAAAAAGCACUGCAUAGUGGUUGCAGUACAGCUGAGGCUAGCGGUGUCUUGCGGCAUUGCUAUUUGGCUCAUCUGCACGUGUAGCAUGUCGCAGUUAUUUGCUGCACCGAGUGGCCCAUGCUGUCACUUUUUAAUGCUGGGCAGUGUUGUAAGUUGCUAAAGGGGCAUACGGGACAAUUCCUGGAAAGCAUUGACAUAGUGAAAGCCACAGCCCCUUAAGCUUCAGUAUUAAGACAGUUAACACAUAGCUAUGUGAGGUCACUUCAUAACCAGCUUCUUUGAAGUGUUCAUGUGCAUGAAGGGUAAUGGGCACCCAUGAUAUUGAUUGGGGCUGUAGCCAACCGAUCUGGAACAACCGAUACACUGAGCAUAUAUAUAUAUGUCUGUGUGUGUGUGUGUGUGUGUCAUGCUGCCUUUAUUGUUGUAGCACCUGGAGUCUCUUAAGCUAGUAGAUUCUUGACUGUACAAGAGUUUGCACUGUAAGCAUGCAGUGCUGUGUGAUCUGCAAGGGUUUCUACUGGUGUGUAAAUUUGCCAAGAUUCUUUUAUCUGUGCAUCUGAGAGAAGAAUGUCACAUUUCUAGUAGUUGUUGUGUGGGAUCUAUGGCAUAGAUAUAAGACUUGUUUUCAUAGCAACAACACCGUGAGUAUAAUUUUGCCAUUAGUCGUCAGUCAUGUUGUUUCCACGUCCAGUGAUUCACAGACUAAACUGGUUGACAGUAAAGUAGUGAGGUUACUCAUCGCAGGUCUGAAGAUAUCGGAACGUUUUGUCAUGAACUUGAUCCUUAGUGUAUCAUUUCAGCUUACUGGCAUGCUUUGUGCGUGCUGGUGCUGAAACUUGCAUAUUGUGAGUGGUAAUUUUAUGCAUUCAUUCAUAAUUCAUUGUCUGUAUAUCUUGCUUUAUCGUGCAAACAUCCAGCGGCCAGUCGUGUGAUGUUUUUUUAAUAUAUCAUGAAGGGACUAUGGUGAUGGUGGGAGCAAAUUUUUCACCAGAGACAUGUUCUGCGUGUCAUGUGGGCAAUCGUGUCACUUUAUUUGACUGGAUGUUGCUUCUAAAAAGCAGCGACGAUGUUGGCUUUGCAACCUUCGCAAGAUACAAAGCUUCUUAGUGGAAUCGGCACUGCAUGUUGCUGCCAAGUGCAAUUUUUACUCUUUGUGAUUCAGUGGCAUUUCAUUUUAAUUUUGUUCAGGUAUUUUUUUUUUUUGUUCCGUGUGUGUGUUGUUUUUCAAAGCAACUGUGUAAUCUGCAAAGUGUAAGCACUACUACGAAGACCAUGGUGUCCCUCCAGCAAGUAACAUCAGCAGUGUAACCUUGCAUCUAUGUAUCUUGGAAGACUGACUCAAACUACUAUUUCCUUCGGGAGUGCGUGCGUGUAUAGUAUACAUAUAUAUACAUAUAUAGCUGCAACUUGCAUAGAUGGUGCGGUGCAUCAUUAGGAUAGCGCUGUUGAAGUACAGCAGUUGAAACCUUUUCACGUGCCACUUCAGCGAUUGGGUUGCACUACCGCGCAAACUGCAAUACAUGUUUUUCUAUUACUCGUCCCACGCGCGGCCACUGUAUUCAUAAUAGACUAUGAUGAAUGCUGGCAAUCGACAAAUGUGGCUGAAAGCUUAGACGUAAUCUGUAAUGGCAGCUCGUUAGAUCGGUAACACUGUAGCUCAAGUGAGUUGCUUUUCACCUAUCCUUAUGGUAGUAGUACUUGAAAACAUCAUGCUAGCGUGAUUUAGUUUGUCAUAUAAUACAGUGCGAGAGAGACGGAUAGGGAAAAACAGCAUUGCUGGAGAUGUGUUGUGACGUACUGCACUCAAGUAAGGUGUGGUGUAAACAUCCUCGAAAUAAGAGUGGAGGACUACUAGGUAAUUGCGGGUAGUAUGCGGUUGGAGCGCAUUGCCACUGGACAAUACCCGAGCUGCUGUCACCAUCUGUGCGCCUCGUAUCGCGGUGUACAAUUGGCCGAUGCUCUGCAACGAGUGCUUUUAUCUGCAGUCUUGUUCAAGUACCCUCCUUGUCUGUGGGAGUGUCUCUUGAUUGUGGGCUGCACAUGAAGUGGUGCUGCAUUGCUUUGCUUAGACAAACUAGAGUGGACUCAACUAUGUACAGCGUGUUUUAUAUAUAAUGCACAAACACUUGUUCUCUUGUGGUGCUCCUAUAUUGAUAUUGGCGCUAGUCAUCAUUCUUUCUGACAGGCCCCAAGUAGAAAAGAAAGUGACGUCAAUGGAACCAGCUGUCCCCUGUUGCUGAUUAACCAUGUUUCUCUUGGGGUGCAUGCUUGGAGCUUGAAAUGAGUACCACGAUUGUUUUUCCAGAAGAUGAAAAUAAAUGUUUAUUUAAAUUA
This is a messenger RNA of Rhipicephalus sanguineus (brown dog tick), 3894 nucleotides long. RefSeq lists its product as uncharacterized. Lineage: Eukaryota; Metazoa; Arthropoda; Arachnida; Ixodida; Ixodidae. Bases 1 to 792 code for a protein of 263 amino acids. The record is from RefSeq and is a predicted model, not a curated record. The transcript is spliced from 4 exons.